Molecule: messenger RNA, 10902 nt
Organism: Astyanax mexicanus (Mexican tetra)
Lineage: Eukaryota; Metazoa; Chordata; Actinopteri; Characiformes; Acestrorhamphidae
Gene: bltp3a
Product: UHRF1 binding protein 1
Exons: 24
Coding region: 168-4205 (1345 amino acids)
Source: RefSeq, a predicted model, not a curated record
AAUCCCAGCGCUGGUGGGCGGGGCCUGCGCGGGGCAGUGGGCGGAACUCUGGGCGUGUAAAGAUGCUGGCCAUCUGCAGCUAAAGCAGCUAGCACCAAAACAUGCGGAUUAAACCCGAAUUAUACAGGAACCGGUUCUGAUUCGGAGCGGAGAGCGGGUCCGGGAUCAUGGCGGGGAUCAUUAAGAAGCAGAUCCUGAAGCAUUUAUCCAGGUUUACGAAGAACCUCUCUCCUGAUAAGAUUAACCUGAGCACGCUGAAGGGGGAGGGUCAGCUCUCCAACCUGGAACUGGAUGAGGAGGUGCUUCAGAACAUGCUGGACCUGCCCACCUGGCUGGCCGUCACCCGAGUCUACUGCAACAAGGCGGCUAUCAGAAUCCAGUGGACGAAGCUGAAGACGAGCCCCAUUUGUUUGUUUCUGGACAAGGUGGAGGUCGAGAUGCGGACAUGUGAGGAGCCCCGCCCCCCAAAUGGCCCCUCCCCUAUCGCCAUCACUCCAGGUCAAAGUGAGUACGGCUUUGCGGAGAAGGUGGUGGAGGGCAUGUCCGUCAUUAUCAACUCCAUCACUAUUAAAGUUCAGGCCCGGGCAUUCCACGCCUCCUUCGAGCUCUGGCAGCUUCAGGGAUACAGCCUCAACCCCAAGUGGCAGAAAACCGACCUCCGAUACACUCGCAUCACACACCCCAAACGAGGAGAGGUUUUGACCUUUAAGGAGAUAAACUGGCAGAGUCUUCGUAUUGAAGUGGAUGCAAUAGAGAGCGACGAUCAGGACCUGGGCAGCACACCGUUACGCCUCAUCACCAACCAGGGGCGCAUCCGCAUCGCCCUCAAACGCAGGGUUAAGGACUGUAAUGUUCUCGCCUCAAAGCUGCUCUUCAUCCUGGACGACCUGCUGUGGGUUUUGACCGACUCUCAGCUGAAAGCCGUGAUCCAUUAUGCUAAAUCCCUGAGCGAAGCCAUGGAGAAAUCUGCCCAGCAGGGGAAAAGCAUGGCAGCCGAAUCACUACAGACUGCUCCACCCUCACCUGGGCCAAACCCAUUGUGGGCGGAGCAUCCUCCAGCACCUGUGGGCACGCCCAGCACACUAGCGCAGUAUUUUGACCUUCAUGAUGUGAAGGAGUCGUCUUAUCACACCUUUAUCUCUCGCCUGGACCUGCACAUCUGCAACGACAGCUCAUCGGCAGAAACCGAUGAACCCCCGGUUCCCGGCUCUCAGGGAGCGAUGCAGCUAACCUUCCGAAAACUGGGCUGUGAUUACUACCCUUUCCACCGGCCAGGUGACGGCUGCAGGCACUGGGAGGGAUACUGUGGAGCGAUGGACUCUCGAGCUCAGUGGGCAGCGAAGCUUCUGCAGGAGUUCCAGCAGAGGGUGGACGCUUCCGGCUUUCCUGGACCAAUCGCUGACCAGAACCCACCCGGCACACAGUCCCCGGCCCGGAGAACCCAGGAAGGAGAAUCCGCCCGCAAGUCCAGCCCUGAAGGGGGCGUGGCCUCCCGGACGUCUGGGACCGCCCUAAAGAGAUUCCGGUCUAGCUGCAUGGUGUUCCGGGUGGACGAUCUGGACAUCCACCAGGUGUCCACCGGGGGGCGCAACAGCAAGAGAACCCAGUCUCUUCUGUCCUGUAACCGCAAGACGCUCCAGCUGCCGGAGAAUACGCCCGCUAUCCACAUGCAGUUCACCGAAUACUACUUCCCCCACAGCCCCGGAACUCCCGUGCCCUGUUCUAACCUGUACGCUCAGCUGAACGGUCUGCAGUUGUGUGUAGACGCUCCCAGUCUCCUGUGGAUGGCGCUGUUCUCCCGGGGUCUGCUCCGGACGCUCGACCAGGUCAAAGCCUUCUACCACCUGCAGGACAGCAGCAAGACCGACGAGCAUGUGGACGUCUGGGUGGACGCUACGCAACUGAGGUUGGUGGUUCCUCUGGACUCCUCUAUCCUGGACCAUCCAGACCGUCCUCAGUCUCUGAGCUUCAGUCUCCCGCAGGCGGUUCUGAGUAACACCCGCCACUGUCCUCACGGGUCGCUCUCCGACCUGCAGGGCGUCUACUCCAGCUUUUCCGCUCAACCGUUCUUCCAGACGUCCCCGAGUCCCCCGUUCCCUCGCGACCGCAACACCUUCCAUCCCCUUCCACCAGAGUUCCUUCACUCCUCCACUGAGAAACUUCCCAGCCGGUCGCGAGACCUCUGGUGCUUGAGCCUGUCUCGGGCGGGGCUGGGUUUUGAAGGAACCCGCCGAGGACCUAAGGGCAGAGUGUUGCCGUUCGUGGAACCGUUUGCCAUGUCUGUUUGGAUGUGCCACCCAAAAGCCCUGAGUGGGAACUUGGUAUCUCCCGCUGGAAGCACAGGAAGUGGUCCUGAUGCCCCAAAAAGUCCUGGAAUAAACCAUGUCCUACCAGUGCAGGACGACCAGACUCCUGUACCUGAAGCUCCCUCAGCACCUGUCCACAUCCUGGCACAGUCCAUCACCCCGGUUAAAGUGUGGCUGAACCACUACCAGUAUGUCGCUCUCCUCAGGAUGAAGGACUACAUCGCUCGGCUGGCCGGAGAUCUUACCCGUGACCCUCAGAGUUCUGGCCAGGUUUCAGAAGAGAAGAAAGCUAAUCAUCCUGCGGUUUGCAUCUCUUUCCUCUUGGAGGUGCUAGAGCUCAGCCUGCUGCUGCCGCCCACCGUAGCGGAGCCUGAAGAGGACGCCGGUUCUCCAGAGGAGACGGACACUCGGAGCAUCACGGACUCCGAAACGUCUCCAUCCCACAGAGCCAGCGGCCAGGCGCUGCUGCAGGACGGUAACGUCGGGGAAAACGGCACAGCCAGCGCCGGAGGAACCCAGGACGAGGCAGACGAGGGAGACUGUGAAGGAGAAGGAUCAGUGGAGGAAGCUUGUGAGGCCGUGGAGGAAGUGGACAAACAAACCGCCCAGAACGAACAGUCCCAGCCAGCGACGCUCGUAACGUCCCCUCCCCAAUCGCCAGCCAUGACCCGAGACACUUCCACCUUCAGCCUAGAGGGGGAGCUUUCUAAUGCCCUCAACGCCACCAAGGACGUCACCAAAGACGCCCUGAAUGCCUCUCUGGACCUCACCAAGGGGGCGCUGUCCAUCACGAAAGACGCCUUUAGCAUCCUGAGUCGUGGGUCGGCCAUGACCAAGCUCUUCAGCACUCCGACCAAGGAGCAGACUGCCCGACCUGACGACGGUAGUCUACGUCUGCAGCCCCUCAAACACUCUUCUUCCCAGAAUUCCUGUGAUAGCGGUCUGCUGGACAGCAGUAUUGCAGAUGAUGGUCUGUCGGUGGACAGCGACACCAGCGAGAACUUCAUCAUCCUGCUGGACUCCGAGUCUGGUUUGGAGUCUAUGCGUCCUAACGGUACUCCAGUGCACUCAGGUAGCCGGGUCAGUCCUGCCGGGGGGACGGAGGGAGGGUCUUCAGCAGACCUGAGCAGCUCUCUGUCCCAAAGCACUGAGGACAUCUCCCAGGACACAGUGUCGGUGCUGAUGCUGUGUGUGGGCGGAGUCAGCUCGGUGAUGGAGAUGCGAGGGGAGGAUGUCGUCGUGGCGACUGAGGCGCGGUCCAUCACCCCCAAACAACUGGGCAACCAAAGACUGGCAGAGCUGCUGGCUGGACUGGCACUGCCACCCGGUGGUCCGUCGUCCCCCGCCCCCCUGUCCCGUGUCCCCCCGUCCCCCGGGCCGCGGGCCCCCCCGGCGGUGUGUGUGCGGGUGGAGGGGGGUCCGGCUGCGGGGCGGCACUGCCCGUCGGCAGAGGGGGCGGGGUUUCUGGAGGUGUGUGUUCAGGGCUGCAGGGCGGAGCUUCUGACCUCCACCCUAAACACACUCGGCCCGUUCCUGGAGGACGAGCUCACCGCCGAGCCUCCACCAAUCAGACUGCGGAUCUACAACACCAGCCUCACACUGAAGGAUGACGGUCCGCGGGUGUACCCCACCGCCCCCCAGCCCGUACCCGUGGCCUUCUACCUGGACAGUUUGGUGCUGGAGCGCCUGGACGACGGGCGUCUCACUCUCAGACCCACUAGCAGCCAAUCAGGAGAGAGAACCCAGGACAGACCCUGCUGUGGACCUGGAGAGGAGGGGGAGGUGGAGGUGCUGCAGGUGGAGUUGGGUGAAGCUCGUUCUGCUCUGGCUGCAGUUCUGUCGGAGCGAGAGCGCCUCCUGCAGGAGAUCCACAAAUACAACCCUGCAUUUACCCUGUAAUCCAUCCAUCCAUCCAUCCAUCCUUACAUACAGCACCAGCAGGGGGCGCCACCGACACACACACACACACACACACACACACACACACACACACACACACUGACACGAGCCUCAAGAUCAACACCACGACCUUCUUCUUCUUCAUCACAGUUACUGUAAUCAUCACUGACUCACCCUCUCUCUCUCUCUCUCUCUCUCUCUCUCUCUCUCUCUCUCUCUCGUUACCUGUGUGACUCACCUGGAUGAGUGAGGAGGUUGUAGUGUACAGGUGUGUGAGAGUGUGAGUAGGUGUGUAGCUCUGUUCACCUCUGGUACCCACAAUGCACCACUGCUGUUGUGCAAACACUGAUGAUAGGUGUGUAGUUCUGAUAGACAAUAAUGUUUCACUGUAGAGCUGCCUGUGUGUGUGUGUGUGUGUGUGUGUGUGUUUGGGGUUCUGGUGGUUCUAUGUGUGGUUCUGACGGUACUGUUCUCCAGUCGUUUCCUGUAUUAAUGCAGAACAGAACCGGGUUCAGUUAAGUGCAUUAUAGUGAUGAACUCUAGAGCAGGGGUUCUUCUAAGGUCGUGUUCACACCAGCUACAUUUAAUCCGGUUUAAUCGAGCUCUGGUUUGGUUUGGUUUGCACUCUUGGUGUGAUUCUUUUGAACACUUUGGGUGCUUAUUCGGUUGCAUUCAUGUGGUUUGUGAGGUAAGAAGAAAACAAAUUGGGCAUUUUUAAUGCCUUUUUUAUAUAGUUUUUAUUUUGUAAAACCCAUGAAGAUACAUAGCUAGUUAGUCUAGUGUUAGCUAAAUGUAUAAAGCUAAUUAGUUACUAAGUGUUACUUUAGCUAAACAAAGAUAAAUAGCUAGUAAUGUUUAUAUUAGCUAAACUUAUAAAUCUAAAUAUCUAGUAAAGCUAAUAGUAGUUAAAUGCAUAAAGCAAAAUUGCACCUAAGCUGUAUAAAAGUUACAUUCAAGAAGCUAAAUUGCUAGUUAGCUUUAGAUUAAGUUGCUAGCAAGAUUUUCGUUUUGCUAGCUAAAUUGUGCAUAAGCUAUAUCGAAAUUAAACUCACAAAGCGUGAUAGCUGGUUAGAUUUACGUUAGCUAAACAUAUGAAGAUAAAGUUUUCGCUAAUCUCAUGAAGCUAAAUACCCACCUGUAGCUAGCCUUGUAGCUCCUCCUCAUUAAAUAUAAAAAAAAUACCAAAGCUUUUUAAUAAAAAGCUGGUGGUACCAAUCCACUGUAGAAUCUGUUUUUGACCAAAUUAUUUUUUAUUUUAUUUUAAUUAUCCGACUUUUAUAUUAAAAAAAAAAAAAAAAACACAAAACCGGAAAGUUUUUAGCACAUUUUUUUUUUUGGGUUGUUAUUUUGUCACUAUAAAUAUCAUGUGUGGUUCUUUUGAGCAAGUCUGAAAACAGUAAACGCACUCGAAUUCCGACCAAAAACAAUCAUACCACAACCCGUGAGAGGAGGUGGUUCUUGGUCUGGCCGCAAACCAAUUCCAGAGGGGUUCUUAUUGGUGGUGAGAACACGAUCCAGUCUUGAUCCGACUCGACCAUCAAAUAUAUUGCUUAUAUUUUAGCUAACCGGCUGUUCAGGUGCAGUUCAACCUGAUUAAUUACCCAGAUAAUCGCUGCUCACAUCCUAAAUUUCAUACUGCACAGCUAAACGUGCUGGUCUGGAAUGCAGAACCUUCUUGUUUUAUUUACUUUCUAGCUCCGCCCCAGAAAGUUCUGACCAAUUAGAGAACACAACACAUCACAUGGUUUGUUGAGGAGCAUAUUUGUGUGUUUAGGUUUGUGCCAAAGGUUAAAACUCCCAAGUAAAUGAAUUCAUUAACUGAUUUAGAUUAGAGAAACCUAAUACAGGUGUGAACACACACCUAAGAGGAUAAACAUUUGUUAUAAAGUGCUAAAUAAAUACAUCUAAAUUUAAUUCUUAACUUAAGGUGGGAUAAAAUAUCGAUAUCAGUACGUAUGGCAUUGUUUUCGAUAUAUGAUACGAUAAAUGAUUAAUACGUGGUGUGAAAUGUGGAUAUUGAUACUGAUAGAUAGAUAGAUAGAUAGAUAGAUAGAUAGAUAGAUAGAUAGAUAGAUAGAUAGAUAGAUAGAUAGAUAGAUAGAUAGCUGGCAACAAUUGAUGUCUUAAUUAGUGUUAAUAAUAGUUAUUUGAGAUUCGGUUGAUUCGUAUAGUUAAAAAAUAGGAAUUGAGGUUAAGAACCCCUGCUCUAGUUAUAUGGUGGAGCUACGAGGCUAACAAAUAAUGGAAGCUUAUUUAAAGCAACUAGCAAAGUAUUAGCUAAACACAAAGCUACAUGCUAGUAAACUUUACAUUAGCUAAAGUCAUAAAGAUAAAUAGCUAAAAAACUUUACAUUAGCUAAACACACAAAGCUAAAUAGCCAGGUAGUUUAAUGUUAGCUAAAUGUAUAAAGCUAAAUUGCUAAUAAGCUUUACAUUAGCUAAACACAAAGCUAAAUAGCUAAUUAGUCUAAUGUUAGCUAAAUAUACAAAGCUUAAAGAGCUAAUAAGCUUUACAUUAGCUAAAUAGACAAAGCUAAAUAGCGUAUUAGUCUAAUGUUAGCUAAAUGUAUAAAGCUAAUUAGCUACUAAGUGUUACUUUAGCUAAACACACAAAGCUAAAUAGCUAGUAAUGUUUAUAUUAGCUUAACUUAUCAAUCUAAAUACCUAGUAAAGCUAAUGGUAGUUAAAUGCAUUAAGCUACAUUGCAUGUAAGCCCUACAGAAGCAAAAUUUAUGAAGCUAAAUGGCUAGUUAGCUUUAGAUUAAGUUGCUAGCAAGAUUUCCGUUAGCUAAACUCUUAAAAUAUAAUAUAUAGUAAGCUUUAUGUUAGCUAAAUAAACACAUUAAAUAGCAAAUAAGCUUUACAUUAGCUAAACUCACAAAGCGUGAUAGCUGGUUAGCUUUACGUUAGCUAAACAUAUGAAGAUAAUGUUUUUGCUAAUCAUGUAAAGCUACAUAUCCAGCUGAAGUUAGCCUCGUAGCUCCUCCUCAUUUAAUAUAAAUUGAAACGUUACCAAAGCUGUUUAUCAAGCACUUGUGCUAAAUGUAGCUAAUAAUGAGUGGAUGCUAAUAGACACCGAUUAGCAUGAGGUUAGUGGUGAGGUGCUAACUGGUGGUUAACUGGUUUUAAGUGCACUUUGUGCUAAUAGGCCUUUCUCUCGCUUCCGGGGUCGACAUUUCCGGUCUAGACAUUUCUGUGUAAACUCAGUUCCGUUUGGAGCGUUCGUUCUUCCGCCAUGGCGCAAGUGAGUAGUAAGUGUUUUUGCAGCGUACCACUGUGCUCUAAUUCCAAGCAAAAACAGCCUUAUUUGAGUUUCCACUCAUUUCCAGCUGAGGAGGAACUCAGAAAGAAGUGGGUGAUAGCCAUUAGAAGGAGUGAGGGGCCGAAUUUCAAAAUUCUUAGGAACAGCACGCAUGUGUGUAGCGCUCAUUUUGAGCCGCAGGACAUCUACGUUACACCAAAGGGCAAGACGUGGCUGAAGAAAGGUGCGAUACCGCGUCGUUUUAGCUGGACUCGGCCAGCCAGGCAGUCUGUGUACAGCAGAGUGAAUUCCCGUCUCGGAGAUUCUGCUCGUUUGGACGAGGAGGGCGCGAUAGGGGAGCAGGCUGUCGGUGUGCUGGAAGAAGAGGGAGACGGGAGCGCGGCUGUGCGGGACCACGACUACGUGACUCGGCCGACUCCCGGAGCUGUUGAGGAGUUGCUUGAAAAAAUCAAAGAUCUUGAGGAGCAGUUUGAGAGGUUGACUGUCAUCAGGACGCAGUUCAGCAGAUUUUGUGUUUCGGAUGAAAAUUUUAAAUAUUACACCAAAUUCCCUUCUGAGCAGCACUUCACUGUUUUUUGGAGAUCUAUUGAGCCAUCAGCAAGCAGACUCAUCUACUGGAGCAAAGCGCAAAAAAUGGGAAAAGAGGCCGCUGCGAAUGCAACACCAAGUCCAUCUCGCAAGCUACAGCUGAUUGACGAGUUCUUCAUGUAUUCCCUUCGCACUGCAGUGGGAUUAAAGGAGAAAGUUUUGGCUGACAUGUUUGAAGUGAGCCUUUCAAGUGUAAGCAGGGUGAUCAUUACGUGGGCCAACUACCUGUAUGCAGUCCUUGGUUCAGUUCCAAUAUGGAUGACACGGGAACAAGUGAGAAGACACCUUCCCUCAAAGUUCCGAAAAUAUUGCCAGAAUGUCCGAGUCAUUUUGGACUGUACUGAGCUGCGUUGUGAGUCACCAAAUGCAAUCACUCUGCAUUGUGAGACUUUCUCCACGUACAAGUCUCACACAACUUUCAAGGGUCUCAUUGGGGUUUCUCCAAGUGGUGUCGUCACCUUUGUCUCCAGGCUUUUCACCGGUGCUGUCUCAGACAAGGAGAUCACUAGGCUGUCUGGCAUUAUUGAUCUGUUGGAGGAAGGUGAUGAAGUCAUGGCAGACAAAGGUUUUCUUAUUGAAAACUUGUUGUCUGUUGCUGGAGCAAAACUUAUUAUUCCACCUUUCAAACACAAGGCUCAGUUUACAAAGGAGGAGACAGAGCAAACUCAAGCCAUUGCACGGUUGAGGAUUCUGGUAGAACGAGUCAUUCGCAGAGUAAAAGAAUUCCAUAUAUUUGACUCUGUAAUUCCUCUCACCCUAGCAGGCAGCAUUAAUCAAAUAUGGGCCAACUGCUGCCUGCUGGCGAACUACCAAGGACCCAUGGAACUUAACCCACGCUAACUGGAGCAUCAUGCACCCUUCUUGUCAGUCACCCUCAAUCAAAAAGUGCGCUUUUCCACCAGCAAGUCGAACAUGGUGAACAUGGGCGAUUGAGUCGACAUUGGGGCACUUCACUUCCACUAUUCCAAAUGGUGGGUUUUCUGUCGGAUCAACCACUUUUCCAUCAGGACUGGCACCAAGAUGGGGAGCAUCAGGGUGGACCACCAAACCACAGGGCAACACAUUGACCUUGAAGCUUUCAGCGUACCUUGUCAGCACCUCAGGCUCAAGUUCAAGUCCACGCUUCAUAGCUUCUGUUUGACACACUCCUUUUAGCAUGCGCAAAGACAGAGCCUGGGCAGAUGAUUCUCCACGGACAUGCGCAGCUUCAUGAAAGCGACUGGCAGUGAGACGUGGGUGGCGCAUAAGGUUCCAUAGUUUGCAUUUGCUCUGUUCCCUUGUUUCCUUUUCUAUUGAAAUGGACAGCUCCCUUGAUACCUGAAGACUUUGCAGAUGGUAAAAGUGGUGAACAUUGGGGACAAAAUGUACAUUUUGUGAUAGCCUGUAAUUUUUCUGUGGUAGAUCUGGGAACACAGGAGCUGGAACGUGUGUGCUGAUGUCAAUAGUUUUAUCUGGGGGACACUGGUAGGAUAAAACACAUCCACGUGGCACCAGUCCAAAUUUUGAUUCUACCAGUGUCAUCUCUGUCAGCUCCAAAAGAACCUGACAGACAAGGGGUUGUGGGUCCAAACUGUGCAUGGCAGAUGCAGAGGCCAUUACAGACUCCUCAGGAAGUGGCCCUGAAAAAAGGCUCUUUUUAAUGUAUUGUAAUGUAAUGUAUGUUAUUUCUUUUAACAUUUUGAUUUUGAGAUUUCAUGUCGUAUGUCCAAUUUAACAUGUAAAUAAUUGUUUAUAUAAUCUGGUACAGGUACAUCUCAAAAAGUAGAAUAUCAUUGAAAAGUUACUUUAUUAAGGCCAAUAAAUACUUUAUUAAGAAAUUAAGAUUUAUUAAGGUCUUUAUUAAGGUCUUUAUUAAGACCUUAAACUGAUCAGUUUCUCUGAUUCUACUAUUUCUAGGUAUUUGUUUGAGUAAAAUGAUCAUUGUUUUAUUGUAUAAACUACAGACAAUUCUCCCAAAUUCCUGUCCUGUCAUUUAGAGCAUUUAUUUGUAGAAAAUGAGAAAUGGUCAAAAUGACCAAAAAUGCAGUGCUAUCAGACCUUAAAUAAUGCAAAGAAAUAUAAACUUUAUCUUUUUUUCUAUAUUUUUUUGCAAAUAAAUGCUGUAAAUGACCAUUUUUAUUUGGAAUUUGAGAAAUGUUGUCUGUAGUUUGUAGAAUAAAACAACAAUGUUCAUUUUGCUCAAACAUAAACCUAUACCUAAUAGUAAACUCAGAGAAACGGAUAAUUUUGAAGUGGUCUCUUAAUUUCUUUCCAGAGCUGUAUAUUAUAUACAAUUGGUCUUAAAUAAUAUUAAGUUUCUGAGAUGCACCUGUAUAUCUGGUUCAGAAUUUAAUUAGGUUGAUGUUCAGUGACUGAUGAGGCUAAAGACUAUUCAGCCCUGGAAAUAUUUAUUGAAAGCCCUGCUGCAUCUUUUUCUUUAUUUUCACCAUUUCACAUUUCUGCUAAUAAGUGUUCUAAAUGGCAAUAUUUUCCUAUUUGGACAAAUGUCAGUAGUGUAUAGAAUAAAACAGCAAAUUUCAUUUUACUCAAACAUUUUCCUAUAAAUAGUAAAAUCAGAUACACUGAUACUUUUAGCUGUGUUCUCUUAAAUUUUUCAUGUAUAUUUCUAUUAAUACUCAUUAAAGCUGUUCUGGUACUUUGUGGUGGUCAAACACCAUAUGACAUACAUUGUUGGUGUUGCAUUUGAUUUGGUGUGUGUGUGUGCAUGUGUCACCUGUGUAUGCUUUGUAAAGUGUUGAUUUAAUUCCACUGCUGCCAGAUGUUUUUGGCUUUCUUACGCAGAGUUGAUCUACAGGUUCAGGUUGGAUACCCUAAAAUAAAUCCAUGCUUUUAAAUAUUCUUUAAAGA